AUGUAUUUGAAAACUUCGAAUUGCCGUCUCGAACUGUGUGAACACAAUUCAAGAUCGAAAUCCGGUUCACUUCGCGAGUUUAUCACUGAUUACGACAAUAUUAUCGGUGGUCAAAGUCAAGCGCAAACGCAAAAACCCCCACAGCAACGAAAAGAAAAAUUUGAGCGAAACGUUGAGUCUGCCUAUCGAAGCGAGCAAGCUUUGGAAGUGGCAAGAACCCGAUUUGGUGGUUCAUCCGAUCCAGUUUAUUGGUCUAGGUCAGUUGUUCCUCAUUCGUCAAACUCAACUCUCAUGGUUAUUUCAUUCACUGAAUAA
Molecule: messenger RNA, 315 nt
Organism: Anisakis simplex (herring worm)
Lineage: Eukaryota; Metazoa; Nematoda; Chromadorea; Rhabditida; Anisakidae
Source: the annotation of a GenBank genome assembly